Messenger RNA from Gekko japonicus, 2146 nucleotides. RefSeq lists its product as uncharacterized. The annotation marks the transcript as partial. NCBI's taxonomy places the organism in Eukaryota, Metazoa, Chordata, Lepidosauria, Squamata, Gekkonidae. The record is from RefSeq and is a predicted model, not a curated record. The transcript has 6 exons. Gene Ontology annotation, molecular function: NAD+-protein-arginine ADP-ribosyltransferase activity; NAD+ poly-ADP-ribosyltransferase activity.
CCCUGGAGGCAGCCAGGAAAGUGGUGUGUGUGUGUGAGUGUGUGUGUGUAACGGCCAGGGGACAGGGUUCUAUAAAAAGCAGCUUUCCACCUGUCGCUCCGACAGUGCCCCGUAGCCGAGAUAAGGCCUUGGGACGAGUGAAGGGGACCACAAAGCCACAGGCCUCCGGUUUGCCCCUCCAAAGGAGAGACCUCUUCCCUGUCAGAGAGUCGCCCCUUGACAUGGCCCUGACCUCUUUCGAUGACCAGUACAAAGGCUGUGCGGCCAUGAUGGAGUCUGAGCUGGAGGAGCUGAACCGCACCGAGUUCGCCAACAACCGGGUCUACGCCGAGGCCUGGCCAGAGGCAGCCUCCAAGUGGAAUGAGAGGAAAGCCUCCCUCUUGCCGCCCGGAGGCCUCGGGCCGGAGUACGCCAUCGCCCUCACGGCCUACACCGUCCAAGGGCGCUUCCACCGGGAUUUCAACGCAGCCGUCAGGGAAGCCGGGCGCACCAGAGACUAUUACCUCAACCACUUCCCCUUCAAGGCCUUCCAUUUUCUCCUGACCAGGGCCCUUCGUGCUCUGAGGACCACCUCUGAGUCCCGCUGCCACAAAGUGUACCGUGGGGUCAGAGGGUUCCGCUUCGUCUCGGAACGCCAGAAGCAGGUCCGUUUCGGACACUUCACCUCCUCCUCGCUGAAGAACGAGAGCGCCCUGCAGUUUGGGAAGGACACCUUCUUCACCAUCGAGACCUGCCACGGGGUCAACAUCAAGAACUUCUCCUUCUUCCCCGGCGAGGACGAAGUCCUGAUCCCUCCCUUUGAGAUGUUCAAGGUGGUGAACUUCACCAAAGCGCCUGAUACAACCUUCAUCCAUCUUCUCUCCAUGGAAGAUUCCAGCACCUACAACUGUGCUUUUGUGAAAGAAAGAAGGUGCAAGACCCAAAGAUGCCAUUUCAGUGCAGGGACCCAAAGCAGAUUCUCCCCUCCCCCGUUUUCUCACAACGACCCCUUGAGUUGGGGUGUUUUGCAGGAGCGGAGAAGGAAGAUGCCGUCUCCCCGUACGGUCCUGGUUCUCUACCUGACGGGAUUCUUCUCAGGAGGGCUCCAGGUGGUCUUCAGCGUCUCUAUGGCCCGAGUGGUGCCAUUCGAUAUGGCUCCCACCUCUUUCGAUGACCAGUACGACGACUGCGUGGAUCAAAUGGAGGAGAAGGUGGGGGCGCUCCUCAAGUCCGAGGUCUAUGGCAAGGCCUGGGAAGAGGCGGCCGCCAAGUGGAACGAGAUUGAGGCCUCGGUCUCGGUGCCUGAAGGCUUCAAGGCGGAGUACGCUGUCGCAGCCUUGGCCUACACACAAAAAGAGACCUUCUUGUACAGAGAUUUCAAUGGAGCUGUAAAGACCGGAGGGAAGAGUGAAGACGAUUACCUCAAGGACUUCGGCUUCAAGGCCUUCCACUUUUUCUUGACAAGAGCCCUUCAGGUUCUGCAGGCCGACGCCAGCUUCCAGUGCCGUGAAACGUAUCGUGGUGUCAAAGGCACCCGAUUCAUGGCAGAACCCGCCCAGAAGGCCCGUUUUGGAUAUUUUGCUUCCUCGUCGCUGAACAAGACCGAGGCCAUGAAUUUUGGGCGGGACACCUUCUUCACCAUUAAGACCUGCUAUGGGGCCUCCAUCAAGGAGUUCUCCUUCUACCCAGAAGAGGAGGAAGUGUUGAUCCCACCCUUUGAGGUGUUCCAUGUUGAGAGUUCCAUUCAGACGCCAGACGGAAUCCACAUCAGUCUCGUCUCUGCUGGAAUAUUCAGCAAGUACAACUGUGUCUAUGUCAAAGGUAACCACAAGGGCACCUGGCUCCCGAGUCUGGAGAACCAGUUGCGCUCACAGUCCCACAACAGGUAGAGUCAGACCUCCAGCUGAGGGGCAAACACCCCCUCAGUUAGUUUAUGCACUCCAGACCAGGGUGUCCAGACAAAACUGCUAGGAACAGACACAAUGCAGUAGUUGGCUUGCAGAGCAAAUAGAGCAGGUGGCUCAGAUAAGCAAGCCAAGCUGCAAGUGAAAAUAGAUACAUGUGUUCUUGCAUACUCACAUGCCGGGUCACUGGUCAACAUCCUUUCCCAACAGCAGUAUCACUCAUCCAGAUGUGGUGGAGAAAAGACCUGACUUAUGGCGACCCC